This is a messenger RNA of Episyrphus balteatus (marmalade hoverfly), 5319 nucleotides long. RefSeq lists its product as uncharacterized. Gene Ontology annotation, molecular function: nucleic acid binding; aspartic-type endopeptidase activity. The transcript has a single exon. Bases 1 to 5319 code for a protein of 1772 amino acids. Lineage: Eukaryota; Metazoa; Arthropoda; Insecta; Diptera; Syrphidae. The record is from RefSeq and is a predicted model, not a curated record. Gene Ontology annotation, biological process: DNA integration; proteolysis.
AUGGCUUCUGAUUUGCAGCCAACCACAUUGCCUGUGCUCCGCAGCACACGUGGUCACCUUAAAGGUUCCCUAACGAAGUUAACUACAUACAUCGAAUCCAUUACGGAUGCAACUUCGUAUACCGAUCUAAAAAUUCGCUACUAUAAAGUCGACGAUUUAUGGAAAGAAUUCCUCGUGACACAAAAACAAUUAUACACGUUUUCCGAUAGCGAAAACUAUACGGAUCCUCUCCCGGAAUUCGAGGAAUUCGAAGCCAAAGUUUUAAUCGUCAAAUCGAGUCUCUUAGCGGCAAUAACUGAACGCGAAAAAAUUGAUAAAAAAAAUGAUGUGGUGUCUCAAUUAGCCACACAGCAAAAAGUUUUGAUUGACACAUUAAGUCAGUCCACUUCUGUUGUAAAACAGGAUGAUGGCUUUCUUCCAUCUGUUCGAAUCGAACCAUUUUCGGGAAAUUAUAAAGACUGGCCGUCUUUCAGAGAUACUUUCCAAAGCGUGGUGUCAAAUAAGCCAAAAUUAUCACCAAUUCGGAAAUUUCAGUUUUUAAUUUCUUGUCUUCGCGGUGACGCAUUAAGUCUCCUUAGUCAUCUAAAAGUAUGUGACGAUACAUACGAGGAAGCAUGGGAAAAACUCGAUAAGCGUUUCAAUAGGCCGCGUCACAUUGUAAAUAAUUUUGUGAAAGCAUUCAUGGAUCUACCGUCUGUCCAUACUUCGAACGUUAGCGUUUUGCGAAAAAUAUCAGAUGGGGCAGAUGAGAUAGUUAGGGGUCUUACAUCCAUUUCUUCGCUUACCAGAGAUCCAUGGCUUAUUUAUAUUCUAAUAAAUAAGUUGGACUUUGACACUCGUCAGGCGUGGUCUGAGGACUAUUAUUCGGAGGACUACCCUACUAUAAAUCAGUUGUUAGAUUUUUUGGAUCGUCGUUGCGAGGCCUUAGAAAGUUGUAGGACAAGCACUCGUGAAUCUAACCCAAUAAAAAAGCCGCCAGUGAAAAGCAUGCUUGCUUCCACCUCAAUAAUAUGCCAAAAGUGCAACGCGAACCACGGUCUUACGCAGUGCCAAAUGUUUCUCGAUAUGGAUGUUCAAGCUCGUCGAGAGUUUGUGAAAACUAAUAAACUCUGUUUCAACUGCCUUCGCAGUGGACAUCCUUCAGCACGUUGCCAAUCCAAAUUUCGUUGCAAAGCAUGCAAUACUCGUCACCAUAGUUUGGUCCAUGACGACUCCAUAAACUCUACCACCAUAAAUUCCACCACAAAAUCAUCAGAUUCUUCGACAAAAAUUAAUAAUUCGCUCGUUUAUGAUCCUAACAAGGAUUUUGUGCCACAAACAAACAAUACUUCGCUUCGUUCAUCUCAAACAACAAACUUCGGUUCCGUGAAUUCACAUAACUCGGUAAACAUUCCUUCGUCUUCGCCACAAGCUUUAAUUAAUAACCAUUCUCAUAUAAAUCAUUCGAUUAAAACACUACUUCCAACCGCGUUAGGGAAAGUUUUAGAUGUUAAUGGUAAAUCCCAGAUAGUCAGGAUGCUGAUUGACACAGGCUCACAGGUAUCUUUCGUUACCGAGUCAUGCGCUCAAAGACUCGGAUUAAAACGCAAAAAUGCCCGCAUACCAAUAAGUGGUAUUGGAUCUACACAAGCUGGUAGUUCCAGAGGCCUUCUCUCAUUGGCAAUUACUUCGCGUUGCGAUACGUAUAGUAUUUCUGUUGAUACAUAUAUUCUAUCGAGCGUUACAACUAACUUGCCAACAUCUUCGUUUACCAUCGAAGAUUGGGAUUACUUACAUCGACUCGAAUUGGCUGACCCGUGGUUUAAUCAAUCGCGCCCUGUCGAUAUUUUACUCGGAGUAGAUAAAGCUUGGGAAAUCUUACAAGGGCAACGCUUCAAUAGUCGGCAAGGGUAUCCCAUCGCACAACGAACCAUAUUCGGUUGGGUUCUGGCUGGACCAUUACCGCCCAACAAACCCUUCUUUACUUCGCAUCAUGUUCAUAUCAAUAUCGAUUCGCUUUUACAAUCAUUUUGGACUAUCGAAGAAGUCAACCCUAAAUCAAUCGUUUCGAAUGAAGAUAAACAAAUCGAAGAACAUUUUGUUAAAACCCAUCGUCGCGAUUCGUCGGGGAAAUACGUCGUCGAUUUGCCCUUUAAAUCUCCACCUUCCUUUGGCGAUACUUUAAACGGGGCUAUUACGCGUCUUAAAUGGAUGGAGAAUAAGUUUUCGAAAAACCCAAAUCUGUUUGAAAGUUAUGCACGGUUUCUUGACGAAUAUUUAAGUCUAGGACAUAUGUCGCGAGUUCCUCCUGAAGAAAUCUCAAAAUCAAAUGUGUUCUAUCUACCCCAUCACGCUGUUCUGAAACCGGAAAGCAGUUCAACAAAGCUCCGUGUCGUAUUCGACGGGUCGUUUAAAGACAGAAACGGCUAUAGCCUUAAUGACGCGCUUAUGAUCGGUCCACCCAUCCAGCGCAAUCUUUUUUCUGUUUGCCUCAGAUUCCGCCGACACAAAUUCGUCUUCAGCGCUGACAUAAUUAAGAUGUUUCGCCAAAUUAUGAUUUCCGAACAAGAUACAGACUUCCAACGUAUCGUAUGGCGAAAAUCACCCACGGAACCAGUACAACACUUCCGAUUACACACGGUUACUUACGGAACUUCUUGUGCUCCGUUUUUGGCUGUUCGGGUUCUAGAACAAUUGGCAAGAGACUACCGCGAAGAAUUUCCAAUUGCUUCAGAUAUCAUCUUAAAUGACUUUUAUGUUGACGAUGUCGUGUCGGGUGGUGAUACUCUAUCUGAAGCAACGUUCAAACGCGAUUCGUUAAUUAAACUCCUCGAAAAGUGCGGCAUGCGUUUAAGCAAAUGGCAAAGUAACUGUCCAGAACUUCGCCAAGACUCAGAUGGUGAUGCAAUUCAAAACCAUUCGCUCGAUGUUGAAUCGGAUUCGUGGACAAAAGUGCUCGGUUUAUUUUGGAACUCAAAAACAGACGUAUUUAGUUUUCGUUUAAAUUAUAACCCUGAAGAUACAAUUACUAAACGACAGAUUUUAAGAGACAUAGCUCGCAUAUUCGAUCCCCUCGGUUUUCUCUCUCCCUCGGUAGUGCAACUUAAAAUCCUUCUACAAGAAUUGUGGCAAAGAAAUAUCGAUUGGGACGAUAAGCUUCCGUACCCAAUGGCUUGCCGGUGGAAAAAAUAUCGUGAAGAACUUCCAGCUCUCACAAAAAUUGAAGUACCUCGUACAAUCGGUCUUGGAAGAAUCGCCUUCGAACUACAUGCUUUUUCAGACGCAUCGGCAUCCGCGUAUGCUGCCGUGAUCUAUUCGAGAUAUCAGUUACCUGACGGAACAUAUCAAAUAAAUAUUCUCGCUGCCAAAACUCGGGUUUCUCCCUUAAAACAACUGAGCAUUCCGCGGUUGGAACUAUGUGGUGCUGUCCUCUUAACAAGACUUCUAAUUGCAGUUCAAAACUCCCUCGAGGUCACAUUUGACAAUGUUUUUGCAUGGUCAGACUCAAAGGUUGUCUUAUCAUGGCUAUCUUCUCCACCUCGCCGAUGGAAUAUUUUUGUCGGCAACAGAACUUCGGAAAUUCUCGAUGCAAUCCCACGAAACAGAUGGUUUCAUGUCCGAUCGGACGUUAAUCCAGCGGACUGCGCAUCGCGUGGAAUUUCACCUUCUCAACUGCUAGAACAUCCUAUAUGGUGGACAGGUCCCCAAUGGUUGAGAGAGAAUAACGAUGCUUGGCCAAUAGUUCGAGAUUUGGAGGAUGAUCCUCUUUGUAAACAAGAGGAAAAGAUAGUUCCACCACAAUCUUACGUAACCGUAAUUGAUGAUCACCCAAUUGAGGAACUGUCAACUAGAAUCUCAUCCUGGAACGUACUCAUUAGAACUGUAGCACGCAUGCAACGUUUUAUUGAUAGAUGUCGCAAAGAAGACGUUCCUUCUUCACUUCAUCUUGAACCGACUGAAAUCUUCAAUGCUAAAAAGAUAAUCAUAAAAUGGCUACAGAAUCGUUACUUUGGAGAGUGUAUAAAAGCAUUCACCCAACAUGGUAAUUUCCCUAAAAAUUCGAAAAUUAUUAACCUCUCUCCUUUCUUAGAUGAUCAUGGGAUCCUAAGAGUCGGUGGAAGAAUUACAGAAGCCAAUGUUUCGUUCAACACUAAACACCCAAUUAUCUUACCUAAAGGAGACAUCAUAACAAAGCUCAUUGCUCUCGAUGCCCAUAAACGUUUUUGUCAUCCCGGAAUAUCAACCCUUUUCGCUCUUAUUCGCCAAGAGUAUUGGAUCAUCGGCUGUCGAAACUUACUUCGAAAGAUCACACAUGACUGUAUCAGUUGUUUUCGACAACGCAAAGCAACAACAAAUCAAUUGAUGGGCAAUCUACCUCCCCCACGAAUUCAAGUUAGCCGGCCAUUCGCGCAUUGCGGUUGUGAUUAUGCCGGUCCAAUUAGUUUAAAAGUGAAAUCGGGACGGAAAUCGCAUGUCACUAAAGGAUACAUCUCGCUAUUUGUUUGCCUAGUGACGAAAGCAAUCCAUUUAGAGCUUGUUAGUGACUUAACAACGGAUGCCUUUCUCGCAGCUCUACGGAGGUUUGUCGCGCGUAGAGGAAAACCGUCGCAUCUUUAUACCGACAACGGCACAAAUUUUCGCGGCUCCGCUCGUUCGUUAUCCGAGAUGCAUCAACUGCUCUUAUCGCAAACCCAUAACUCAAUCGUUGCAGAUUCUUUGGCUCGUGACGAGAUUUCGUGGCAUUUUAUUCCCCCAUCAUCCCCACACUUUGGCGGUUUGUGGGAGGCCGGGGUAAAAUCCGUCAAACAACAUCUUCGGCGCAUCAUAAAUAACGAUGUUUUGACAUACGAACAGUUGUAUACAAUUUUGACUCAAAUCGAAGCGAUUUUAAACUCGCGUCCGUUGUGUAAAAUUUCGGACACAGAACUCGACCCACUAACCCCAGCUCAUUUCUUUUUAGGUGAGUCCUAUGCUGCUGUUCCUGAGCCGAUGAUAGAUAUCCCAACUAAUCGUUUAUCGUGCUGGCAACAACUCCAAUCUAAGAUCCAAGGUUAUUGGAAGCGUUGGCACAUGGAGUAUUUGACGUCACUGCAGCAACGUCCCCGAUGGCAACAAAGUCAAACCAAUAUAAAAGUCAAUGACCUGGUGGUGAUCAAAGAGUCUAAUUUACCUCCUGGAAAAUGGGCAAUGGGACGAGUAAUUGAUACCCAUCCAGGAAAAGAUGGUCAUGUUCGUGUGGUAACUCUAAGAACGACCAACGGCAACCUAGUCCGCCCAAUUCAUAAACUGGCUAUUCUUCCAUGUUCUGAAACUGUGGUUCAGGGGCGGGGGAAUGUUUAA